AUGGCAAGGGAUGGACUUCUCUUUCAUGUUUUGGCCAGAGUGAACAGCCAACAAAAUCCAGUUAUUGCAACUUUGGUAUCUGGAGCAGUUUCAGCACUGCUGGCUGUCCUUUUUGAUCUGAAGGUCUUGGUUAAUGUGAUGUCUAUUGGAACACUGCUGGCCUACAGUUUAGUUGCUGUCUCCAUUCUACUUCUCAGGUACCAACCUGAUCCUAGUUCUCCAGCCUCUAUAGAAAAGACAACUGUAAGCAGAAUGGCCUGGACAGACCUCCUAAUACACCCUGACAUAAUUCCAUCCCAUCACUCUUCCAGACUAGUGGCAUGCACAGUGUUUAUUCUUGUUCUUUUCAUCUGUGCUGUGUGCAUGCUGAUCUCCACAAAAUUGCCAUGUUUGACAUCUGGAACUCUGUGGUGUGUUAUCUGCCUUUGUUCCAACUUGCUGGGGAUUCUACUGGCAUCUUUGGUCAUCUGGAGACAGCCUCAAAGUCAGAAGAAAGUAGAUUUCAAGGUACCAUGCCUGCCAUUCCUACCCAUCUUCAGUAUCUUCGUCAAUAUUUUUCUGAUGGCCCAACUGAGCUACGAGACCUGGGUUCUGUUCUCAAUAUGGUUGCUUAUUGGUUUUCUCAUUUACUUUGGCUAUGGAAUUUGUCACAGCACAGAGAAGAAGAACAAAGAUUCAUCUCUAGAGAAACCAACUCAUUUAACAAACAGCACAGAUUCAAAUGUCACUUUUUAAAAAUGACUCUAAAGAAACCAUGGCAUGAAAUGGCUUAUUUCAUAACAAUGCUUUCAAUGUUAUCCAUUUACUUCUAUUUCUCAAUAGGUAACAGAAAUGAAAGUCAGUUUAGUGUAGAAAUUAAGGCAUUAGGCUAGAAACCUGAAGUCGAUGAAUUCAAGUCCCACCUUAAGCACAAAUCUCACAUCUUUGUGACUUUAAGAAAGUCCUUCUCUCAACCUGAGGAAGGAGGCAAGAGCAAGCUAUCCCCCACCCCCCACCCCCCACCCCCCAAAAAAACCCUUGCCAACAAAGGGGCUAGUCCAGGCAGUUACCAAGAAUCAAAAACUGACUUGGAAGAAAAUUAGAACAACAUAUAAUUAAUUAAUCGUUCAUAUCCA
Messenger RNA from Notechis scutatus (mainland tiger snake), 1115 nucleotides. NCBI's taxonomy places the organism in Eukaryota, Metazoa, Chordata, Lepidosauria, Squamata, Elapidae. The record is from RefSeq and is a predicted model, not a curated record.